Molecule: messenger RNA, 5799 nt
Organism: Synchiropus splendidus (mandarinfish)
Lineage: Eukaryota; Metazoa; Chordata; Actinopteri; Syngnathiformes; Callionymidae
Gene: ehbp1
Product: EH domain binding protein 1
Exons: 26
Coding region: 781-4698 (1305 amino acids)
Molecular function (GO): protein binding
Source: RefSeq, a predicted model, not a curated record
UAACCAGCUUCGUGUAUUGAACGUAAAAUAUGCCGCCGUGAAUUGCCAUAAAACAGUUUAUUAGAUGGCCAAUAUCUUGAGCUGUUUAAAGGUCCCAACAGGAAGUCAUUAUGUUUUGCUCCGAGUGAACGAAUGAGAGAAAAGCGGGCUCGUAACUGUUGGGACUACUUCAGUGUCUAGAGACACUCGAUUCCGGUAAUAAUUCCCUAAGGUGUGUCCGUUUUUAUUCCGGCCUAAGUACGGACGCUACUCCGCUUGUGCAGAGUAAAAUCCCGUGCACAUUUGACACAAGGGUUUCCUGUGUUGUGAUGGCUUGCUAGCUGGCUGCUAGCACUGCGGGAUGGUCGCCGCUCCUGCUGAGAAGACAGCGGUUUUACACUCGUCACGGAGGCUUGGUACUUUCUCUCCUACGCUUCCUCGUCUCUUCAGGCGAACAAAGAGUCGGGCAUUGCUGUGAGGGCGACCAGAACAUGAUGUUGACAUCCAGCGGAAGAUUCAUCCUCACCCAGCGACCAAAAUCAUGGGUGUGAUUCACGGCUGCAGAGAUUUCACUCUCGCUUAAAUGGAAAUCUCUCUCUGAUCUUGAAGAGCAGCUGCAUCAGCGACUGGAUGUGCAACCUUUUCAUUGUUAUCUCUGUGUCCACGAUCAAGCUGUGUGUCUGGGAGGUCUGGCAGUGAUGCUGUACAUAUAAACAUUAGAGGGAAUCAGAGCAAAGAAAGCCCGACGAAGGACCUCCAGGACGGGAUAGGUGCUGAGGAACUACCCUGCCCUGCAGAAAUAUGGCUUCAGUCUGGAAGAGACUGCAACGUGUGGGCAAGCACGCCUCUAAGUUCCAGUUUGUGGCUUCCUAUCAGGAGCUGAUGGUGGAAUGUACCAAGAAGUGGCAACCUGACAAGCUGGUGGUGGUAUGGACCCGCAGGAGUCGGCGGAAAUCCUCAAAGUCUCAUGGGUGGCAGCCUGGCAUCAAGAACCCUUACAGAGGAGUGGUGGUGUGGCCGGUACCAGAGAAUGUGGAAAUCACUGUUACUCUCUUUAAGGACCCACAUGCAGAGGAGUUUGAAGACAAGGAGUGGACGUUUGUAAUUGAAAAUGAGUCUCCAUCGGGACGAAGAAAAGCUUUGGCCACCAGCAGUAUCAACAUGAAGCAGUAUGCCAGCCCCAUGCCCACGCAGACAGACGUCAAGCUCAAGUUCAAGCCGCUGUCGAAGAAAGUGGUGUCGGCCACGCUGCAGUUCUCUCUCUCUUGCAUCUUUCUCCGGGAGGGAAAAGCCACUGAUGAGGAUAUGCAGAGCCUGGCCAGCCUCAUGAGCAUGAAGCAGGCGGACAUCGGAAACCUUGACGAUUUUGAGGAGGACAACGAUGAGGAUGAGGAAAACAGGGUGAACCAGGAGGAGAAGGCAGCCAAGAUAACAGAAAUAGUAAACCAGUUGAAUGCCCUCAGCAGCUUACAUGGGGAUGAUGAUGAUGAUGAUCAUGAUGAUGAUGAUGGUGGUGGUGAUGAUGAUGAUGUCCGUAAGCGGGUUCACAAAGCAACAGCUAAGCCUGCUGCUUCGUCCCAAGAGCUCAUUAACAAGCUGAACUUCCUGGAGGACGAGGAGCAGGAACCAUUGCCUGCCAUGAGCUCCAAUCCUUUCCUUGAGAGAGAAGACCAUCUGGACGGGAGCAACCACCUCAAUCCAUUUGGGGACCCUGACGAGGAAGAUCCAGGUGAGCCGCAGGUCACGCAGCAGCAGGCUGGGGAAGACUCUGUCUACAUCUAUGAUUCAUCAAAUCCAUUCAAUGAGCCAGAGGAACCAGAGACGCAGGCUUCCUCAGGAAACCCCUUUGAUGAUCCUGAGCAGGAUGUGGACCUCGUCCCAGAUCCAGAACCCCCAAAACCCAGACAGAGGAAAGGAGUCCGACCAGUUGACAUGAGCAAGUAUUUGUACGCCGACACAGCUGCCACCAAUGAGGAGGAGGAGCUUGAUGAGUCCAAUCCGUUUUAUGAACCAAGGACAUCGAGCCCCACACAAACCCCGCCGAGUCGACCCACCCAUGACGUGGGCAGCAGCCAGAAGAGGAGGGCACCGCCGCCCCCUAGUUCCAGUCUUGGCAUCAGUCCCGCUCCACCCGCUCUCAAGCCCAGCUCUGCUCCAGACGGGGAGAAAGCCCAGACAGUCGGGCCUGGCCCUGUGGCUGCUCUCAUGGGAAGGGAGCUAGCCUCCUCUUCCCCCAAGCCCAGCCCGGUACCAAGUCCGGUUCUCGGGGGGAAACCCAACGCCAGCCAGUCUCUCCUCGCCUGGUGUCGCGAGGUCACCAAGAACUAUCGCGGAGUCAAAAUCACCAACUUCACCACGUCUUGGCGAAACGGCUUGGCAUUCUGCGCUCUGCUGCACCACUUCAGGCCUGAUGCAAUUGACUACAAGUCACUCAAUCCUCAGGAUAUUAAAGAAAACAACAAAAAGGCGUAUGAUGGGUUUGCAAGCUUGGGCAUCUCUCGUCUUCUGGAGCCGUCAGACAUGGUACUGUUGGCGAUCCCCGACAAGCUGACCGUGAUGACCUACCUGUACCAGAUCCGGGCCCACUUCUCAGGUGAAGAACUCAACGUGGUGCAAAUCGAGGCCAACAGCAGUCGCAGCAAAUACAAAGUCGGGGACUUUGAAACCGAUACAAAUGCCUCCAUCGGCCAGGACAAGUUCUAUGCAGAGCUCAACGACGUGCAGCACCGACAUACUAGCGUCCCGCCAGUUGACUCCAGUGUGGCCAUUGGAAAAAAUGGCACCACAGCAGUAAUGGAGUCUGACUGGAAGGUGAACGAUGGAGGGACAAGCUUGUACACAGAGGAAUCUGUGCUGUCCUCACCGCCAGUCCCCUCACCACGCACAACCCCUGCUGCUUCCACAGCAUCCUCCACACGGGUGACGUCAUCAGAUGACAGAGGAAACCUGUUCAAAGCCAACACUGUGGACCUUGGUGACCUUCCAUCAAAAACAGAACGAGCAAGCGAAAAGGAGAGAAAGGAGAAGGAAGAGGUUGAGGAGCAGGACCGGGGCAAGGGUUUCGUACCGGGUUCCCCAUCCGAAAGGGGCUUGCCGUCCUUCUCAUCCUCCCCUCCUCACCACAAACUGGGUUUCUCCUACAACAGAGAUGCAGACCUCAUCAAGAAGAAAAGAGCUAGCUUACGUCAUUCAGAGUCAGAACCCUCCUCGGAGACCAGCUCGCCGCCUCACGUGUCCCCAAAAGAGGUGAAGAAACAGGACACCGCCCCACCUCCAUUAUCAAGUCCCCCAGCUGAGAAAAAGAUACUGUCGCGUCAGGAGGAGCUGAAGGAGAGAGCCAGACUUCUGCUGGAGCAGGCCAGGAAAGAUGCUGCACUCAAGGCCGGCAGCAAGAGCACCCUCAAUUCAGCAUCUGUUGCCACAACUCAGGGCACCAGUGCCGCUGACGAGCGGGAUGCUGAGCGACGGCGACAGCUGAGAGAGCGAGCGAGGCAGUUGAUCGCUGAGGCGCGGUCGGGAGUCAAGAUGUCUGACAUGAGUCUGCUUGAUGCGUCCACUUUUGAGAAGGCCAAGGGCAGCAAAGGCGCCCCCUCUGGAGAUGUUUUGGACGGAUCAAGUGGUGACAAUGAAGGUGUUAAAAAGGGUGAGGACGGGGAGCUGCUUUUCCAUUUUGAUGCCGGUGAUGAUGAGACCGCGGCUGCUACCUCAUCUGCUUCCGCUCUGGUUACUAACCCGCUGUCACUGGAGGGCCUUCUGUCGACUCUGCCCGGCACACAGGAGCCCCUGGAUCUUACUAACCCCAGCUCUGAGCUAACACCCUUGGGUGCUAACGUGAAGACUGUGGACCUGAAGCUGAAGAAAGUGGUGGAAGUGAAACCAAGUGGAGCGCUCUCUCCUUCAUCCCCGUCCUCCACCUCCUCUUCCUCUUCUCCCACAGCCUCAUCCACCUCACCACUCAGCCCUGCCGAUGGAUCAGAGAACAACGCGGAGGAGUUACGAGCCGAGCGAUUACGCAGAGCCACAGAGAGGUUACGCAGUCCUGUGGUCUUCAACAAGGACGCCGCCGUCAGAAAGACUCAGCUCAAGUCCUUCAGUCAAUAUGUGGAGAGUCGACCAGAGGUGAGAAGGCAGAAGUCUGUUCCAGAAGAUCUGAAGAAAGCUGAGGAGGAGAGGGACUCUCCUACUGAGAUCGACAUUCUGAGGACGUUUGAAGAGGAGGCGUUCAAAGACACCAGUCAGUAUGUGGUUGGGGAGCUGUCUGCGCUGGAGAGCGAGCAGAGGCACAUCGACGCCCGAGCAGCGCGCGUGGAGAAGAGGCUGCGCUAUCUCAUGGACACAGGGAAUAACAAAGAGGAGGAGGAGGCCAUGAUGCAGGAGUGGUUCAUGUUGGUCAACAAGAAGAACGCACUCAUCAGGCGACAGAACCAACUCUCUCUGCUGGAGAAAGAGCACGAUCUGGAGAGGCGCUUCGAACUACUGAACAGAGAGUUGCGGGCCAUGCUGGCCAUCGAAGACUGGCAGAAGACGGAGGCCCAGAAGAGAAGGGAGCAGCUGCUGCUGGACGAGCUGGUCAUCCUGGUCAACAAGAGGGACGCGCUGGUGCGAGACCUGGACGCCCAGGAGAAGCAGGCCGAGGAGGAGGACGAGCACCUGGAGCGCACGCUGGAGCAGAACAAAGGAAAGAUGAGCAAGAAAGAGGAGAAGUGUGUCGUCCAGUGAGGAACUUUAGUCCCACUCACUCACUCACUCACGUAUACGGCUUUUGGUUGCUCUUCAACUUUUAUGGGCUUUAAAAACAGGUACUUCAUAUAAUCAUGUUUGUGAUGCUUCACGAUGACGCGCCUUCCGCGGCCUGAGGGUGGCGCUGACUUCUCAACUCCUCCUACCCUCGCUCUCUGACCUGUAAUAUAUCUUAACUAUCUUUUUUGUUUUUUAAUAGAAAAAAAACUUUUUGGCUUGAAAGCAGUUUACCAAAAGAUUUUAAAAAGAAAACUCAUCGUGUACAUGUUCAUCACCGUGUUGCUUCACACUUCCUGGAGUCAUGCAGUUCAAUUUGAGAAACUUUAUAUGUUAUUUAUUGUACUUUUUACGCUGCUUCCACGUCAAACUGCCACCGUGUUUUUUUUUUCCUCCAUAAUUUUUUGGUUUGUAUUUAUUCAGAAAAAAGAGAACUUUGCUUCCACGUGUUUGUUCCAGCUACUUCAUGUGUUUAUCUGUUUAUUUAUUCCAGCGUCAUAACCCAAACAACACAAAUAAAGUCCGUUUUUUGAUUUACAAAAAAGGUGUUGAUUAACUUUUUUCUGGAAACUUUAAAAUCCAAACGUAUGUUUUGUCUUUUAUUUUGUUCGGAAAUGGUGAUAAAAAAAAAGUUUGGGAUUGUUCAUGUCAUUUUUGUUGUAAAUAACACAUAUGACUUUGUUUUGUUUUUAAGGAAAGUUUUCCCUGAGCACAAUUCACCAACUUCAGUUUCACUUAUUUAUUUUUUUUCAUGAUAAAUAUUCUACAUUACAUUUUUCGUCCAAAUCUGGAGAGUGUACUGUGGGGUUAAACUUCUGUGCCGAUUUGCGCCUAAAUACGUGGCUUCUUAGGAUUUGAAAAAGCAAUUUCGUGACCUUUAUUAUGAUUUCAAAGCGGAGAUCGUGUAGUUAUGAAGCCACACGUUAUUCUGGUCCUGGCGUGGCUCCAAAUGUGUCUGAGAAGGUGGCGUCAACUCCUCUGGAUCUCACUUUCACACGUCCGACAAUGAUCUGCGCGUAUUGCCGCGACUCUCGGAAGUCAUUUCGGUUAUUUUAAUAGGACUUUUCUGGUCGAGAUCGGCAG